CUUAUCUUCUGUCUGCAAGAGAGUUUCCUCAGGCCAUUCACAAAAGCGUGAACAUAAAAGCCGCCAAAAAAUCAGGGAAAAAAGAAAAAUAUGACAUAAAAACCAGUUAGAGAGAGAGAGAGAAUGUCAGCUACGGCGUUUACUCCGGCGAUGGCUGUUGAACCUCUGAGGCUCCAUCGCUCGAGCUCCGAUUGCCGGAUCUUGAAACCCUCGACGAAGAAGAAGACGGCGUUGUCCACCGUCAAAUUCGUCACCAUCGGGAGAAAUCCGCAGUGCCAGCCAGGGGCAAAACGGUCAUUUCAAGUCAGAGCUUCCGAUCGCCGUCAGGGACAACCCGACGACGGCACCGGUGAACCCCACGACGGCGCGGGCAUCCAGGAGGAUUUGAACUACCUCUGGAAACUGGGAGCUGGUUCCAUGGCGGCGGCUGCAGCCAUUAAGUAUGGAAGCGUCCUUUUGCCAGAGAUCACAAGGCCUAAUCUUGCAUUGGCCCUUUUCAUUAUAAUCGCCCCCGUUGUGAUAUCUGCCUUCCUUUUGACCCGAGCUAGUUAUUCGAAAAAACCUUAGCUAAGAAACAAUUCGUUGCAUAUAACUGGAGAUGUUUCAAUUCAGUGUGAAGAUUUGUGUGUUUUGGAAAAGAAAAAGGUAAUAUCCCAAGAUGAAGCCACUCGAAGGUGAAUCCUUUUCGGGUUUGAAGGUUUGAUCUUUUUCAAUUUUUGCUCUGUCUUAUUCGGACCCGAUGAAUGCAGAUGAGGUACAAGAACUAUGAUGAUUUUGAAGCUGAGUGAAUCUAUUGUUUAUGAGAAGGCUUCAAGAGCAUUUCAACGGAGGAUGGCUCGUAAGUAUUGAACUUUUCGCCCCUUGUAAUUGGUUUGAAGAUAUUAGUGGGAGAACGAGGACUAUUAUGAAUUUAUGAUGCGAUUAGCCAUUGUGAUAUCUGACAUGAACAUUUUGAUGCCUUGCUCUGAAACUUUGAUGUGAUUCGGGACAGGGCCAAAAGAUACAGUAUCUUCUUACAGAACUCAAAACCUAAUCUUA
This is a messenger RNA of Tarenaya hassleriana, 1038 nucleotides long. RefSeq lists its product as uncharacterized. The coding region runs from base 124 to 567 and encodes 147 amino acids. NCBI's taxonomy places the organism in Eukaryota, Viridiplantae, Streptophyta, Magnoliopsida, Brassicales, Cleomaceae. The record is from RefSeq and is a predicted model, not a curated record. The transcript is spliced from 2 exons. Gene Ontology annotation, cellular component: chloroplast.